CUGAACUGUGAUUUUAUUAAACCUCAUGAGAAACUUUGGAGGGAGUGACUCCUUUAGUGUCUGAUGUACGUGAGGUUUCUGCUUCACACACAGAUUUAGAGAAAUGUGGAUAUAAAGUUUCUCAUUUAUUGAUGUAAAGAAACCAAAGCUGGGUUCUCACAAGAGCUUCAACAGCAAAUAUGUUUGCUUAAUUUUGCCUGGCCUCCAGUUUGAAUUUUGAAUUGAGUUUUAUGUUGGUUUUUCUAUAACAGUAGGAUCACCCUACGCAUGUUUUAUUCUCUGUAGAGGUUUUUAACAGUACAGGUUUGUCAAGCCAAAGGUUAAGAAGCUAGUGUGUAGAUAUGAAGGAGGAGAUUGCUGCUGCUGUGUUUUUCGUGGCUCGGCUGGUGAAGAGAUAUGGCUGCCUGGAUAAUGAUGGAAGGGAGCGCUUUGCUGCUGCCCUCACCUCCGUCCUGUUUGAGAACUACAAGAACCACUGGCACCUGGAUGCACCCAGCAAGGGACAGGCCUACAGAUGUCUUCGUAUGAACCGUGUGCAGCUGCAGGACCCGGUGCUGCAGCAAGCCUGCGAGCAGAGCGCAGUGCGCUACGAGGAUCUGGGCCUUCCCCAGGAGGUGACGGUGUGGGUCGACCCUGGAGAGGUGUCCUGCAGGUACGGUGAACACAGCACUCCAUUCCGCGUCUCAGCAGUGGACAGCUGUCGGCGUGGAGAUGGGGAAUUUUCCCGUCGCGUCCAUGAUGCGGUGGAGCGGGCGAGCCUUGACGUACGAUCGGGAAGCUCUUCAGAAGAGGAGGAGGAGGGUGGUGGAGACACCAGCACAAGUAGCAGCAAUGUAUCGGCUCUCUUCCCUGUUCCAGCCCCACCCACUAACCCUGAACCCAAAACCAUCCCAACUGUCAGCAACCCCAACAGUGUCUACCGGUUCAGCGAGUUUUCUCCAGGCGCCCCUCAGACCUGGUUAAGGGAGAAGCGGAAGGCCUUUGCUGGGGAAGGAUUCCCGCCUCAAGCUCCUCCAGUUGUAGGUCCAUCCUCCCAGUUCGCUGGGCAGAAGGCCUUCAAGUCCUACCGACCCACGUUCACCUUUGCUGGGCCUCGUGUUGACAAGUACCACUGGGUCAGCAAAUCCCGAUCUUAAUGUGAGCAGAACCUUCAGCCCAGAACCACAAUUGGGUUAUUGCACAGGACAACAGCCAUGAUGGCCGAUCAAAGCAUCAUAUAGCCCGUGUUUGCGUGGGGAAAAAGAGUUUCAGGACAGUUUGUCUUAUAGUUUAUUAUUUGUACAUGGUUUAAAAUGUUCAUGAUUUAAUGUAAUGCUGUUUAAGCAUGUUUUUAAACUUUGAAAUAUUCAUGUAUUUUAAAUGUAUUCCUUCUAAAUGCGUUUUUAAACUAAAAUUAAAGUAACUAAAAUAAAGUAACGUUGAACUGUCAUUG
Molecule: messenger RNA, 1432 nt
Organism: Larimichthys crocea (large yellow croaker)
Lineage: Eukaryota; Metazoa; Chordata; Actinopteri; Sciaenidae
Gene: btg4
Product: B-cell translocation gene 4
Exons: 4
Coding region: 342-1136 (264 amino acids)
Cellular component (GO): nucleus; cytoplasm
Source: RefSeq, a predicted model, not a curated record